Saccharomycodes ludwigii is the source of this 450-nucleotide messenger RNA. RefSeq names its product protein transporter TIM17 (gene TIM17). Gene Ontology annotation, cellular component: TIM23 mitochondrial import inner membrane translocase complex; mitochondrial inner membrane. The record is from RefSeq and is a predicted model, not a curated record. The transcript has a single exon. Bases 1 to 450 code for a protein of 149 amino acids. Gene Ontology annotation, biological process: protein import into mitochondrial matrix. Gene Ontology annotation, molecular function: transmembrane protein transporter activity. Lineage: Eukaryota; Fungi; Ascomycota; Saccharomycetes; Saccharomycodales; Saccharomycodaceae.
AUGUCAGCUGACCACAGUAGAGAUCCAUGUCCUAUAGUUAUAUUAAAUGAUUUUGGUGGUGCAUUUGCAAUGGGUGCAAUCGGUGGUGUGUUAUGGCACGGUAUCAAAGGUUUUAGAAAUUCACCUAUGGGUGCUCGUUUACCAGGUGCUAUAAUGGCUGUUAAAGCAAGAGCACCGGUAGUUGGUGGUAACUUUGGUGUGUGGGGUGGUUUAUUCAGUUCAUUUGAUUGUGCUGUUAAAGCUGUCAGGAAAAGAGAAGAUCCAUGGAAUGCAGUCAUUGCCGGUUUUUUCACUGGUGGCGCUUUAGCUAUCAGAGGUGGUUGGAGACAUGCUAGGAACGGUGCCAUUACUUGUGCAUUCUUAUUAGGUUUGAUCGAAGGUGUUGGUUUAAUGUUUCAAAGAUAUGCUGCUGCUCAAGCUCAACCUGUAGCACCACCAAUGCCAGCAUAG